CACUUGUUGGAAGUCAGAGCAGACAUUAUGCCUUCCAACACACUUCUUCUGUCCUGCUCUCUGAACAGAAUUCGAGCCCAUCAGGCUCUGUUUGUUAGUCUCCUCUGUGGUCAAGUGUCCACUCUUUAAGGCCAAUUUCUCAUUUGAAGUUUAAUUCCUAGAACCUACCAGAGCACCCGAUGUAUGUUCCUUAAUAACUGAACUAUGGAAAUAGGGGUGUGAUCUUUAGUGGGGAUGGCCUGAAAAUAAGAGUCCUGGGAGCUGGAUCUGGGGAUGGUAGCAGCUGACCUUGACUGAGAAGUUAGGACCAACUAGAUCUUGAGCAGCCUUCAGAUGAAAUCCCUGAUUCCUCCCACGUCACAUGGAAGCAAGCCGAGACAGACCGGCUUGGUCAUAUGUUCGGAGCCACUGGUCUAGUACGUGGCAGAGUCAGGAUCAGAGCCUGGAUCCAAAUCUACUCUCUUAAAGUUUUAUUCCUUUCCCAGGCUACUCAGAAAUGAUCACUCCAUUUCUCCUUUCCUCGGUGACUUUAUUUAUUUUUUUUUUUAGUCAAAUUAUUUUUAUUUAUUUUAAUCUUGACAUAAUGCCCUCCAUUUUAAUGGUAAAAUUGAUAUCUAUUUCACUCAACGUGUGUUCACCGAGCCACUGUGUGCCCUAGGCACUAUCAUAAGCCUCUAGGCCCUAGAGAUUCAGCAGUGAACAAAACGAGCCUAGUUCUUGCAGUUAAGCCCACAUUCUGACCAGGGGCACAACAGCAGCAACAAAAAAUGGGAAUGAAGUAUAUAGCAUGUAAGUAGGUAAUAAAUACCAUAAGGAAAAAUAGAAAAACGAGAAAAAAGGGAAGGUGCAUGGUGUGGGGGUAGUGACAGGGAGUCCCUGAAUUGCAGUUUUAGGUAGGGAGGUCAAGGAAAGCAUCACUCAGAAGACAGCAGCUCAGCAGAGGCCUGGGGGAGUUAGGGGAGGGGCCAGUGGCUAGAGAGGAAGGUUGUUCCCAGCAGAGGGAAAAGCACAAAGUCCUGAGGCAGGAACGUGAAUGGCUAGUUCAAGAAAGAUCAAAGAGGCCCAUGUGGCUGGAAGGUAGCCAGCAUGGGGAGGUUUGCUGAGAAGGGGGACAGGUGGGAGGGGAGGAUUUGUUUUAGCAGUUUUCAUUUUGAGAUGCUUAUUAAACAUCCAUAGGGAAAGGUGGAGGAGGCACCUAGCUAGAUGCCAGAAUCAAGAAUGCCAGGCUGAGGACAUCUGGAUUGGCACAUCCAUGCGGAAGUCCUCAGUUCAUAAACCAUUUAAGUCUGUGGCAACCCAGAGAGGGAAGAGAACACGAUGAGUUGCCCUGGAGGAGAUGGUAUCUGGGCUGGAUCCUGAAGAAUUUGCUUCAGAUCAAGAAGCAGAAAUCGGGGACAAGGACACAGCAGGCAAAGAGUGGACUUUGUGCGAGGACACAGGAUGAGGGAAGGUUCAGAGUGCUGGAAGCAGUGUCAGACUGUAGGAUGGCAUGGUGUGGAUGGGGUGGGAAGGGGCCGCUGGUGAGGUUAGAGAGACAGACUGGGGAGCCAGAUUGCUAACAUCUUUAGCCGACAUGCCGAGGAAUUCAGUAUUUGUUCUGCAACCAGAUGGGAGCCAUCCAAGGCUUUUAAACAGGAAUGUCACAUGAUUGGAUACAUUGUUUAAAAAAGUAACUGGCAGUACAGAGAAGGUUAAACUGAAGAAGAGGAGGCUUAACUCAUGUGCAUAGUAACUAUCAACAAGUUUGAAAGUGACAGUCACAGGACAUCAGGUCAAGCACUAUGGAAAGAUUACAGACUAUGUCCGAGAAUCACAAUGAGCUGGCACACUAACAGUACAACCUCACCUUUGUUUCCAAACAUCAGCUCGCCCUGGGUGCAUAGCCCCUCAGAUGCUGGGCUGCCCCCAGGCACAGCCACUCACCUUGGCAGCUACAACAUCUCUCGGGCGGCCGGGAAUUUCUCCUCUGCCAAUGACACCACCAGUGACCCGCUGGGAGGCCACACCAUCUGGCAGGUGGUCUUCAUCGCCUUCUUAACAGGUGUCCUGGCCUUGGUGACCAUCAUCGGCAACAUCCUGGUGAUCGUGGCCUUCAAGGUCAACAAGCAGCUGAAGACGGUCAAUAACUACUUCCUCUUAAGUCUGGCCUGUGCCGAUCUGAUUAUUGGGGUCAUUUCCAUGAACCUGUUUACCACUUACAUCAUCAUGAAUCGGUGGGCUUUAGGAAACUUGGCCUGCGACCUCUGGCUCUCCAUUGACUAUGUGGCCAGCAAUGCCUCGGUCAUGAACCUUCUGGUCAUUAGCUUUGACAGGUACUUCUCCAUCACGCGGCCGCUCACGUACAGAGCCAAACGAACGACAAAACGAGCUGGCGUGAUGAUCGGCCUGGCAUGGGUCAUCUCCUUUGUCCUCUGGGCCCCGGCCAUCCUGUUCUGGCAGUACUUUGUCGGGAAGAGGACGGUGCCACCCGGCGAGUGUUUCAUCCAGUUCCUCAGCGAGCCCACCAUCACGUUCGGGACGGCCAUCGCCGCCUUCUACAUGCCUGUCACCAUCAUGACUAUUUUAUACUGGAGAAUCUAUAAGGAGACCGAGAAACGUACCAAAGAGCUCGCUGGGCUGCAGGCCUCGGGGACAGAUGCAGAGGCCGAGAACUUUGUCCACCCCACGGGCAGCUCUCGGAGCUGCAGCAGCUAUGAGCUGCAGCAGCAGAGCCUGAAACGCUCGACCCGGAGGAAGUACGGGGGCUGCCACUUCUGGUUCGCCACCAAGAGCUGGAAGCCCAGCGCGGAGCAGAUGGACCCCGACCACAGCAGCAGCGACAGCUGGAAUAACAACGACGCAGCCGCCUCCCUGGAGAACUCGGCCUCUUCCGACGAGGAGGACAUCGGCUCUGAGACCCGCGCCAUCUACUCCAUCGUGCUCAAGCUGCCCGGGCACAGCACCAUCCUCAACUCCACCAAGCUACCCUCCUCGGACAACUUGCAGGUGCCCGACCAGGCGCUGGGGGCAGCCGACCCACAGAGGAAAGCCAGCAAGCUGCAGGCCCAGAAGAGCAUGGACGAUGGCGCCGGCUUCCAGAAAAGCUUCUCCAAGCUCCCCAUCCAGCUAGAGUCCACCGUGGACACAGCCAAGGCGUCGGAGGCCAACUCCUCGGUGGGCAAGUCCACGGCCACUCUACCUCUGUCCUUCAAGGAGGCCACUCUGGCCAAGAGGUUUGCUCUGAAGACCCGAAGCCAGAUCACCAAGCGGAAGCGGAUGUCGCUCAUCAAGGAGAAGAAGGCGGCGCAGACGCUCAGUGCCAUCUUGCUGGCCUUCAUCAUCACCUGGACCCCGUACAACAUCAUGGUUCUGGUGAACACCUUUUGUGAUAGCUGCAUACCCAAAACCUAUUGGAAUCUGGGCUACUGGCUGUGCUACAUCAACAGCACCGUGAACCCCGUGUGCUAUGCGCUGUGUAACAAAACAUUCCGAACCACUUUCAAGAUGCUGCUGCUCUGCCAGUGCGACCGGCGGCGGCGGCGGAAGCAGCAGUACCAGCAGAGACAGUCCGUCAUCUUCCACAAGCGCGUGCCCGAGCAGGCCUUGUAGGGGGGGCUCGGCCCAGCGUGGCGGCCAUGCGCACGCAUCCACCCGCAGACCUCCGGGGGGCGCCAGCCGGCAGUAGGGUGAUUGCCGGGGUGAUCAAAAGGGGUUUGUCUUUUUAUCACCCAGAUAUGAAGGAAGCUGCCUGUUUACUGACCCAGUGAAUAAACCCAUUUUAAUAUAGAAAGACACCAAGUCAGCAAAAAAACAAAACAAAACAUAUUCCUAAAUAUAAAGAAAUUUAUUCUGAAAUAGACUUUGGUUUUUUUUCCCUCAAAGAGGGGGGAAAAAUGUUUCAUAGUAAUUCCACACCCAAAUCGGUCUGCUGGGUUCUCUGCAUCCCCGUUAGUGCGGGAAAUCUUAGCUGACCAUCACUAGCUGAGCCCGGGGCCACGUUCCUUCCGAGGAGCCCACGCAGGGCGAUCCAGGUCCCACAGGGAACAUGUCAGGCUAGUGAAUCAGAGGUUCAGAAAUUACUUCAUACGUUGUAAAGCUGAACCUUCUUGUCCCAAUAGAGCUUCCCCGUCUUCUUUGGUGUGUUGUUCAACUCCACUUGUGGACUUGAUUCUUGCAAAGUACUAUUUCGUGCAUUUCCAGUUUCGUACCAAUAAAAAUAUACAAGUAUAUAUAUAUGUGUGUGUGUGUGAGAGAGAGAGAGAGACUUCUGCACACACACACAGUGUAUAUAAUAUACUGGGAAUCACUGAGAUGGCAAAUUAUUCUUGCAAUAUAUGCUUUCAGUACUUUGAUAACUGAAGUUCUCUAGGAUCCUGACACAACAUAAAAGUGAAAUAAACCCAGUGUGAUAUUUUGGAAACCAGGGCUUUUUUUUUUUCCCCCACAAACCAUCCCGGGGAAUGCAGCAGCGCACAUCCAGACUCUUGAGUGUAAGCCGUGUAAGCUGGGUGCUUUGCUGAUCUCGACAGAGCUCCAGCAAACUGGAGCCCCUCUGAGUGAGCCCCACCCACGAACCACGUCCACAGGGUUGAAUCUAAUUGUCCAAAUCUCAAUGUUGCCCAACAAUGUUGCCCAACAAAAUUUCUGCUAUCUCAGCUGCUUGAAACUCAUCAUGUUGCACUUGAAUGUCACACGCAGCAAUAUCUAUGGCAAAGUGCCCCGGUGACACUGUGGGGGCGGGGGGAGAACGUGGUGUUGGAGGUCCUGCUACCUGUCCCCUUCUAGAUGCAAAAGGGCAUCCCCCUGCAUUACCUAGCUGUGGCCAGCGCUCUCCGGGGUUCCUUGCGCAACACUCAGUCACAGUGGGGUUCGGGAAGUCUCCUGUCCUCCGAAGAAAGUAUUAACACUUUUUAAAAAGUAUUUCUUCAAGUUGAUUUCCUUAACCUUUUGAAAAAAAUGAUUCUGUAUCUCCUUUGAAUUGAUCCAAAAGCUCAAUGUUGUACUAGGGGGGUGGGUGGGAGGGGGUGCCACCGUGGCUUGUCAUUUUUGUCACUGUUGUAGUUGUUGGGGUUCCUUC
Molecule: messenger RNA, 5056 nt
Organism: Mustela erminea (ermine)
Lineage: Eukaryota; Metazoa; Chordata; Mammalia; Carnivora; Mustelidae
Gene: CHRM3
Product: cholinergic receptor muscarinic 3
Exons: 2
Coding region: 1720-3588 (622 amino acids)
Biological process (GO): positive regulation of smooth muscle contraction; adenylate cyclase-inhibiting G protein-coupled acetylcholine receptor signaling pathway; regulation of vascular associated smooth muscle contraction
Cellular component (GO): synapse; plasma membrane; dendrite
Molecular function (GO): G protein-coupled serotonin receptor activity; G protein-coupled acetylcholine receptor activity
Source: RefSeq, a predicted model, not a curated record